Molossus molossus (Pallas's mastiff bat) is the source of this 1979-nucleotide messenger RNA. RefSeq names its product POC5 centriolar protein (gene POC5). Lineage: Eukaryota; Metazoa; Chordata; Mammalia; Chiroptera; Molossidae. The coding region runs from base 124 to 1818 and encodes 564 amino acids. The record is from RefSeq and is a predicted model, not a curated record. The transcript has 12 exons. Gene Ontology annotation, cellular component: centrosome.
GUUUGAAACUGUCAGGUUGCUGCUAAGUAGCCCCUGUACUGGCUGUGAUCUCCGCAGGACGCGGCGAGUGGACGCGGACGGAGGAGGCCGAGUUCCUGCAGGGCCGCGACGUAUUUGUGCAGAAUGUCAUCAGAUGAGGAGAAGUGCUCAGUUCCAGUUAUGCAGAAUGACUCCAACCAGGGCAGUUCAGUCUCUUCAGAUCUUCAGGAAGAGUAUGAAGAGCUGCUUCGUUAUGCUGUAGUGACUCCAAAUAUUGAAUCCGGUGCUUCACAACCAUCUCAUUCUAAGGGAGAAGUGGUGCCAGAUGUUAGAUUUCCUCCUGUAAUUGAUUAUAUUCUUCAUAAUCAAGUAAGAAAUAGCCUGGUAGAAAGAGAAACAAGGACCGAAGUUGGAAAAGGAUGUGAUUUAAAUAUUUCAAGUCGUUCAAAGACAGAAGGGUCAUCUCCGGUGUCAUCACCAAGGAAACCUUCUCAUCCUGUCAUGGAUUUUUUCAGUUCGAAUCUUUUCGGUGACUCUUCCUCACCAGGUUCUAAUUCUAGUCAUGCAGGUGUCCAUGAAAUAGUUGUGGGCGAUUUUCUUGUUUCUGAAGAAAACCUUCAGAAGGUGGAAAAUGUAUUGGAUCUUUGGAGCUCAGGUCUUAAGACAAACGUCAUAUCUGAACUAACAAAAUGGAGACUAAAUUUUAUUGAUUGGCACCGUAUGGAAAUGAAAAAAGAGAAAGAAAAACAUGCAGCACAUUUAAAACAACUGUGCAACCAGAUCAACAGCUUGAAGGAACUGCAAAAAGCCUAUGAAAUCUCCAUUGGGAGAAAAGAUGAGGUGAUUUCCAGCUUGUCUCAUGCCAUAGGCAAGCAAAAGGAAAGGAUAGAGUUGAUGAGAACAUUCUUCCACUGGCGAAUUGGCCAUGUCAAAUCCAGACAGGAUGUUUAUGAAGGUAAACUAGCUGACCAGUACUUCCAGAGAACUUUACUGAAGAAAGUCUGGAAAGGCUGGCAUUCCACGGUGCAAAAGAAGUGGAAAGAUGUGGUGGAACGAGCUUGUCAAGCCAGAGCUGAAGAAGUUUGUGUCCAGAUUUCCAAUGAUUAUGAAACCAAAUUUGCUGUGUUAUCUGGAGCUUUAGAAAAUGCAAAAGCUGAGAUCCAAAGAAUGCAGCAUGAAAAAGAGCACUUCGAAGAUUCCAUGAAGAAAGCUUUCAUGCGGGGGGUGUGUGCAUUAAAUCUUGAAGCCAUGACGAUAUUUCAAAACAGAAAUGAUACAGACCAAAAGGAAGAUUAUGGGCCUGGCGUUCAAGGAAAAGAACAUCCUGCUCGUUUGGAUCCUUCGGCUCCCAUACCCUCAGCAGCUGCACCAGCACCGUCCCUGUCAGCAGCGACCAUGGGAGUGACCAGCGCUGCUGCCUUUCCCUCUGCCACUUCCAUCACUUCCGCCGGGGCUGCUUCCGCCUCCUCUGUUUCUGCUGGUGCCGGGCCCACAGCUCCUGCUGCACCAGAAGACACGUAUGUACCCAGAGUUGUGACAUCUGCACAGCAGAAAGCUGGAAGAACAAUUACAGCCCGGAUCACAGGAAGAUGUGAUUUUGCUUCAAAAAAUAGAAUUAGUAGCAGUUUAGCUAUAAUGGGAGUUUCUCCUCCCAUGAGCUCAGUUGUUGUGGAAAAACAUCAUCCAGUCACAGUGCAAACCAUUCCUCAGGCUGCUGCAGCAAAAUACUCCCGGACUAUUCAUCCUGAAAGUGCUACCUCAGCUUCCAGACCUCUCGGAACCAGAUCAGCUCACACCCAGUCUCUCACAAGUGUUCAUUCCAUCAAAGUGGUUGACUAAAGUGAAAAUGUUCACAUUAAGAUUUUUUAAGUCAUCUGGUUUUACCAAGAAUUAGAAGUCUUUCGUUUCUAAUUUUUCCAUAUUCUUAGAACAUCAUGGAUACAUCAUGUUCAUCUUUCAAAAUUACAAGAGACUUUUUAAAGCCACACCAUCCUUUGUAA